AUGAAUGAGGCAAGUGAACAAAAGCUUCGUCAAUCAAUAAGUGCUUUCAUACCGAUCUCCGAUGACAUAAUGUUGACACCUACUAAAUUAUCGCCCAACAUUGUAAACACUCGGGAGAAACUUCGCUGUUCGGCCACAAAAGCCAAAGAGAUUUUUGAGGACCUCAAAUCCACAAAGUUAGAUUUGAACAAUCAUCCAUCAGAGGAUCAACAAACAGAUAUGGAAAUAGAUCCUAUUAUAGAUCCUCCUACAGAGAAAAAUCCUUCAAUAAUCAAGGAGGCUUCAGACAAUCGACGUAUAAUCAAACCAUGUCUUUUUUGGCCGAUGCCACUCGACCAUCACAAGCACCCCAACCAUCAUCCAAGGAGUAAUUCCCCAUACACAACCAACCUACAACUACCAGAUCUCACCAGAUAUGAUUCUACCGGGCGUCACUUACAACACUUCCAAUACUAUUGGGAACAGAUAGUACCAUUAUAG
Molecule: messenger RNA, 480 nt
Organism: Cokeromyces recurvatus
Lineage: Eukaryota; Fungi; Mucoromycota; Mucoromycetes; Mucorales; Mucoraceae
Exons: 2
Coding region: 1-480 (159 amino acids)
Source: RefSeq, a predicted model, not a curated record